AAGACGAGCACUGCUGAAGCAAAAACUGUUUCUAGAUUACUCGGUACAUGGAGGGCGAGUUUAUUUGUCCAAGUACUGCCAGUCAUGGGGCACUUAGCAAAUAUACGCGCUUCUAUAGAUGGAAAAGGCUAUAAAUAAGAAGCAAUUCUUCCAGCAAGCAAAUAUAACUGGGAAACGACAUAAAUACUGAAUUUCUAGUGGCUUGGUCAAACAAAUUUCGUCUACUACAGGCAAGGAACUCAAACGGCAUUCACCAUGAGACUUUUGCUUGUCGUAACCUUAGUGCUGGGAGUUAUGAAGUGUCAGGAAGUGCUUGGUUGUAGCCCUAUCCCGGGGCCAGGUAAUGGCGGUGACGGCGGUGCCGGUGGCCCUGGUGGUGGUGGAGGCGGCGGCGGAGGUGGCGGUGGUGGAGGCGUUCCUGGAGAACCUGGUGCUCCUGGUCGUACUGCGUAUGUUGAUAACUCCUUCUCAGGCUCUGGAAGUGGUGACGAUGACGAUCGAUGAUAGUGGCAGUCAUGGCGGUGGAGAAGCUAAGGCAGGCUUUAUCGAGUGUGCUCUGAUGGAAAUGACGACUUGAAAAGAAAGAAAUACCCACUACCAAGACUUUAAUUCCGUUUUUUAUAACAAAACAAGCAAUACAGUUACACAAGUUACCUAUAUUCAAUUCAGUUUAUAUAAUAAUGGUAGUGGAAUGUAAGGUAAAACAUCAGCACAUUAAAUGUUAAACGAACAAGACU
This is a messenger RNA of Orbicella faveolata, 737 nucleotides long. RefSeq lists its product as uncharacterized. The record is from RefSeq and is a predicted model, not a curated record. Lineage: Eukaryota; Metazoa; Cnidaria; Anthozoa; Scleractinia; Merulinidae.